AUGGUGGAGCCACCCCAGGGUCGGUGGUGUCGGUGGAGGCGACGCCAUCUGCUUACCGGAUCGCUGCUGGUGCUGUUGUGUGUGCUGCUGGCGCUCGAUCCCGCCCCGGUCGGUGCCGAUCCGGACGAGGACAUUCCGCACAACGAAGUGCGGAACUGGGCGAUCCGCUUCGGUGUCGAUCUGUGGGAGUUCGGGCGGCAGUUUACCAAAGUGAACGACAUCAGAAACCGCUUCAAGGACUCGGACGUGGACGUGACCCGCAAGGAUGGCAUCCUGCUGCUGCGCGAGCUGGCGACGGAAGUGAAGAACUUUAUGGAUUUCAAAAUGAACGCCGUAAUGCGAAUAAUGGAUUCGGCGGAGCAGGCAGCCCUUUCGGAGUCGGAUCCGGAGUCAAGCACGGCCAAGUCCAACCCGGGUGGGUUCUACGACGCCCGGCGGAUCAACGAGUACCAGUCGGACGGACGGCUGGCGGAAGGUUCGCGGCAGAUGCUGCUGCGUCAUAUGCGCCGCUUCGAGGGAUACCCGGUGAACAUCAGUCUCAGCUCGGUGCUGCUGCCCGUCGGCGUCAGUCUGGAUGAACCGGAAACGCAGGGCGCGAUCAAGUGGUCGUCCCACCUGGAUCCGCUUUUCGCGAACAACAUCGAACGGGACUCGGCCCUCUCGUGGCAGUACUUCGGUAGUAGCACCGGUUUCCUCCGGCGUUUCCCGGGCACCGCCUGGCCACCGGAGACUUCAUACGGCAGCAAGGAGAUUAACGACUUCCGGUCGGAGGACUGGUUUAUUCAGGCGGCCUCGUCACCGAAGGAUGUGAUUAUAUUGCUCGAUUCUUCCGGCUCGAUGAGUGGCAAGGAGUACCAGCUUGCAAUGGCCACGGCCGGCGCCAUCUUGGACACGCUCGGCGAUGACGAUUUCUUCAAUCUGAUUUCGUUUUCUGACCAGGCCCGCGUGAUUGUGCCGUGUUUCCAAGAUAAGAUGGUACGCGCCACACCGGACAACGUGAAGGAAGUGAAAACGGCCAUCAACGCGGUGGAGUGUGAAAAUACGGCCAACUUUUCCGCUGCCCUUGAGACGGCUUUCGAGCUGCUGCGAAAGUACAACCAAAGCUCCCAGGGGAGCCAGUGCAACCAGGCCAUUAUGCUCAUCACCGACGGGCCGAGUGAUACGUUUAUGGACGUCAUCAAGCACUACAACCAUCCACAUAUGCCGGUGCGCAUCUUCACGUACCUGAUUGGGACGGACAAGAGUGGCGGUAAAAACCUGUACCGGAUGGCGUGCGAGAACAAAGGAUUCUUCGUUCAGAUUAACAGCGCCGAGGAGGCACGCAAGAAGGUGGUCGAGUACGCACUGGUGAUGGCCCGACCGAUGGUGCUCUACCAGGCGGACCAUCCCGUCCACUGGAGCCCGGUGUUUAUGGGCGGCCGUAGCGGCGUUCUCGGGCGGGAAAGCGAAAACCGGCGCAAGCUGGUCACCACGGUUUCCACGCCCGUGUUCGACCGGCGUAACCAUUCGGCCCGGGCUGCCAACCUGCUCGGGGUGGUCGGAACCGAUGUGCCGAUCGAGGAGAUCCAGAAGAUGAUCCCGCAGCACAAGCUCGGCGUCAACGGGUACUCGUUCAUCGUGGACAACAACGGCCGGGUACUGUACCAUCCCGACCUGCGCCCCCUGAGCGACAACGAUCAGUACAGUGCGACGCUGAAACACAAGUACAACUCGGUCGAUCUGACCGAGGUCGAGCUGCCGGAGGUGGAUAAUCCGAGCAACACGAUCAACGACCGGCACGAUCAGCGCUACGCCAACACGCUGCAAGAGUUACGCAACGAGAUGGUGAUGCAGAAGGAAGGCGAAAACGAACUCACUGUACUGACGCACCUCGACAGCAUGAAGCGAGUGUCGUUGCGUUUCCAAAAGUACUUUUACGGCCCCAUUGACGGUACGCCCUUUUCGCUGGGAAUCGCCCUGCCCGAUUCGUACGGCGUGCAUGAGCUGAACGCUCAGCAGGAGAUCCGGCACUCGCACAUCAACGUGACCGAACACUUUAAGGGCAACAACUGGAAGGUGCACCCGGACUGGGUGUACUGCGAGUACAACAGCCUAAAGGACGCCGACGGCAAUGGCGAGGGUACGGCGGAAUCCACCUACCGGGACAAGGACGAAAGUUUCGACACUCCCGAGGAGCAAAUGCUGCACUUCUUGGCCCGUGUUGGCAGGCCUGGGUGGAAGUGGAUGUCGCUAAGACCCCGGUCACCCCAGCCACACCACGGCCACGGUGGCAUUCCGGUGGGGCACUACGCCCAGCACCACUUCAACUCGCAAGGGUCGCGCAAAGCGGAACCGUACUACUGCGACCGUACCCUCGUGCAGAGCCUCGUGCGUGACGCCAUCGUUACCGACGGGUUGGAUCGAGCCCCGAGCCAUCCCUCGCGCAAGGAGGACCGAAGCCCCAUUGCCACGUUGAUGGCAUUGCUGCACAGCCGGCUCGGGUUCAGCAUGUUCAGCGUGAAGACGACGUUUGUGGCGACACGAUCGGGACUGCUGCGCUGGAUCGAUCAUCUGCCGCACUCGGAGGAUUCGACGGAACCGCACUUCAGUGAAACAAACGCCCGAGCCAUGGAUAUGAGUUGGUACAAGCGGGCUGUCGAUCUGUACGCCACGGAACCAGAAGGAUUCGUUUUCAGUGUUCCGUUCAAUUCUGGAUACUCCGGUAAAAACAGUUCAACGCUGGUUACGGCGAGUCAUGCCAUCUUCAUCGAUCAUCGAGGCCACAAGGCACCAGCUGCCGUGGUGGGAUUGCAAUUUUUGCACGAGUCGCUGUUCAAACAUUUUAUCAACAUCACAUCCAAGUGUACGGCAUCGACAACAUGCAAGAAGAACUGCGCCUCCGAUGAGCUCGACUGCUACCUGCUGGACGACAACGGGUUCGUGAUCCUGUCGGAGCGAAGCGAGCACACGGGCAAAUUUUUCGGCCAAAUCGACGGUACCAUUAUGGACUCGCUGGUGCAGGAUCGCAUCUACCGGCGCGUGCCACUGAUGGACUAUCAGGGCAUCUGCUCGGAUCGGGACAACCCGUACACCGGAGCGGGCGAACCGCUGAAACCGGUACGCCCGAUGUCGUGGCUGCUGCAGUACUUCGUCUCGUUCGCCACGUACUGGCUGUCGGUGUUGCCGACGCCGAUCGGUGCCUUGCAGCACGCGAGCUACAACUACGACAACGCGGAGGAGCCGGACGAUGACGACACGUACGACUACGAGCAGCCGGACUACGAACUGCCACCGGAGCACAGCGAUGUGACCACACCCGACUACGAGCAGCGCUCGACGCCUACCCCGCAGCGUUCGAACUUGCAGGCCGGUCCCCGGGUCGUGCCGGAUCCGGCUCACGCUCGUCCGUGUGAUCUGAAGACCGAUCUUUACGUCUUGCAACCGGACCGGUUGAACUCCAGUGGACAAAAUAAUCCUUUGAAGGGCAAACUUACGAACUGUCACUCGUCAGGCUGCGAGCGGCCGUUCAGUGUCCAAAAGAUACCGAACAGCAAUCUCAUCCUGCUGGUAGUGGACGUGCUGUGUCCGUGCGGCUCCAAGCAGCUCGACAUCGAACCCCAAGAGGUCGUCGGCGGUGCAGGUGCCUGCGGUGUGCGUCGCAUGGCCAAGGAGAAGAUGCUCCGGAAGCGUCCGGGCAAGUGCAUCAGCUACCACCCGGAGGAGAUCGAAAUCAAGCAGUGCGGCACGGCGACGACUUUGUUCCGUGCGUCGCUGUACUCGACGAUAGCGACCUUCAUUGUGAUAUGGGUGCUUGCCAGCGCGUGA
Anopheles coustani is the source of this 3804-nucleotide messenger RNA. RefSeq names its product voltage-dependent calcium channel subunit alpha-2/delta-3 (gene stol). Gene Ontology annotation, cellular component: voltage-gated calcium channel complex. NCBI's taxonomy places the organism in Eukaryota, Metazoa, Arthropoda, Insecta, Diptera, Culicidae. The coding region runs from base 1 to 3804 and encodes 1267 amino acids. The transcript has 19 exons. The record is from RefSeq and is a predicted model, not a curated record. Gene Ontology annotation, molecular function: voltage-gated calcium channel activity.